GGCGCCCUGAUAGCGGCAGCCACCGACCUGAGCUUCAAUCCGCGCGGCUACGCUGCCGUUCUUUGCAACGACCUGCUCACCUCUCUCUACCUCAUCAUGGUCAAGAACACGCCCGGCACCAACGGUCUCAGCACCACUGGCAUGUUGUUCUACAACUCAAUGCUGUCGCUUCCAAUGCUGCUGUGCGCGGUGGUGCUCAAAGGGGAGCCUGGCGGCAUGGCUGGCUACCCCAUGCUCUGGCACCGCACCUUCCAGAUGGUGCUGCUGGCCUCAUCAGCGCUAGGCCUCACCAUCAACCACUCCACCUUUGUGUGCACCCGUGUCAAUGAGCCACUUAUGACUUCGGUAGCAGGCAACUUGAAGAAUGCGAUCAUGACGAUUGUGGGCGCCUUUUCCUUUGGCGAUUUUAUCUUCGAGCCAUGGAACGCUGCAGGGCUGACGGUCAGCAUGGCGGGUGCCGUGUGGUAUGCAAUGCGUUCUGCGCUGCGGGUAAGGGUCCUUGCCUGGCAUGCAUGGCGGCACCGCUGCCGCCACUGGGCGUGCCCUGCCUCGCGCAAGGCCCGACCCUGCCCCAAUCAUGCAAAGACAGGCGUACCGCCGAGUACACUUGACCCACCCCUGCAUGCCGACUGCCCGCAGGCGCGCCAGAAGUCGAUCAAGGACCGGCUUCUGCAGCAGGUGCCGGUGAUUGGCCGUGACCGCCUGAAAGGACGUGCUGAUGGGGUGCAGCUGCAGCUGACGGGCGCCCCGAAUGGUUUCACCGCUUCAGGUGCCAGCUCAGCCCAUCUGAGCGCCAUCAUGGGCAGCCACAGCCGCAGCAAUAGCAGAGGGGAUCUCAGCCAUGCAGGCCAGCAACCUUAG
Messenger RNA from Chlorella variabilis, 861 nucleotides. RefSeq lists its product as hypothetical. The transcript is spliced from 3 exons. The record is from RefSeq and is a predicted model, not a curated record. Gene Ontology annotation, cellular component: Golgi apparatus. Gene Ontology annotation, molecular function: antiporter activity; GDP-fucose transmembrane transporter activity. NCBI's taxonomy places the organism in Eukaryota, Viridiplantae, Chlorophyta, Trebouxiophyceae, Chlorellales, Chlorellaceae. The annotation marks the transcript as partial.